CUUCAAUGUGUAGUCGUGAGAGCACAAUGGCAAAAAGGGCUAUUUUAAUGCUUUUGCCUACAUUAUUAGGUAUUGCUUUAACUCAGGAGAACUUCUAUGGAGAAAGUUUAAGUUUUAGGUCUUUGCAAAAGAAGAAGGAUGGAACUGUUCAGGUGAGCUUCUACUAUCGAGAGAAUGGCAGAGGUAGCUGCAAAGACCAACUCUCCUAUCGCUGUGAGAUUGGGUAUUGUAAUAACACAGAGGACUCCAAGCCUGUGCUUACAGACAGCAGCAGCUCUGCUCAUGAACAGUGGUGCCAGUCGGAGGGACAGGCCAGAGUAGCCCCCCUCAACAACCAUUCCCUUGUCUUAAAUGACACAGGUUGCUGCUGGCCCCCUAAUGUUCAUGGUAAAACAAAAUGGAUGGCUGGGGGAAAGUUGGACCUGGGAUAUCGAUCAGACACACACACCUACAACAAAAUUCCUGUCACUGCAACAGUGCCAUAUUUACGGGUUCCUCAGAACUGUUUCACAAAGCUUCGACUUCUGGCCUAUGAUCCGGAUGGGGACCAUGUGCGAUGCCUUUUUGCAUCAACAAGUGUUGAUUCAAAGAUUACUCUGAAUGAGAAUGAGUGCACAAUCAAAGCUACAGGCCUGCUAGAUGUUGGGCUCCAUGUGUUUGAGCUGGUGCUUGAGGACCACCCCAAAAGAGAUGUCAAUCUGACUUAUGACGAUGGAUCCUCCUCUGAAAAAAGAGCGUUCAACAUUCACCCUGGUAUCCACUCAACCCCUUUCAGCCAAAUAUAUCUACAAUUUACGCUACAGAUCCUAUAUCCGGCACACAACUGCAUAGCCGGUCACGUGGUUCCCCAGUACCUGCUGCCGACAGCAUCCCACGGCGACGUGCGCCAGGCUUCUGUUGGGGAAAGGUUCCAGCUUCAUAUCCACGCCCAGGCCAGCGAGACCAAGAUUAUGGACUUUCAGAUCAGUGGCCCUCAGAACAUGGCCAAAAAUAUGACCACUGGUACUUUAGGGAAUGCGUCAGUCAUUCUGAACUGGACACCAGCUCUCAAUGACCUCUACCGGCUUGUACCAGUUUGCUUCACUGCUGAGACAUAUGAAAGCCAAUCAGAAAUGAGGUGUGUUAUUGUAAUGGUUACCAGAUCAUCCACCUCUGAAGGUAAAGCUGUAGUGAAAUGCUCAGCAACACAGAUGACUGUUUCCCUGGAAAAGAUUUCCAUGGAUGGCAUCGACAAGAACUGGCUGAAUAUGAAUGACCCCUCAUGUUCUAUGAGUUCUAAUGCCACACAUAUCAUGGCCACCAUGUCAUUCAACACCUGUGGAACAAAACUUGAGGACAAUGGUAACUUCCUAAUUUUUAAGAAUGAAAUCAACUCCUUUGAGCUGCCGGACACCGUCAUUACCCGCAGAAGGCAGAUAAAGAUUGGCUUCUCUUGCCAGUUUCCAAAGACCGCCAGCGUCUCCGGCAGUUACCAGCUCCACAAUUCAGACUAUAUUUUUACUGAGUCCAGUUUUGGCAGCUUUGGGUACACUUUUGGGAUCUUUAAAGACUCAAGCUUUGCACACAGCAUAGCAACAGAUGCCUACCCAAUGGAGGUGAAGCUGCUAGAUCCGGUUUUUAUGGGAAUCCGGGCUGUGUCUGAUCUACCAAACAUCACACUUUUUGUAGAGUCCUGCAAAGCCACUCCUGAUGACAACCCUGAGAACAGCAUGUUCUAUAACAUAAUCCAAAAUGGGUGUGUGAUGGAUGAGACAUUUGAAGCCCAUACCUCAGAUCCAACUUCCUUUAACUUUGAGCUCCAGUCUUUUAAAUUUGUUGGAGACUUUGAUCAGGUGUAUAUUAGCUGCUCUGUGAUCCUGUGUGAGACUGGGAAUCCCACGUCAAGAUGUGCCCAGGGCUGUGUUACCAAUCCUCCCAAAAUAUUCAAGAGAUCCCUUCAUAAAGAGACAGCCAUCCACUCCAUCUCCACUGGUCCUCUGAAGCUGAUCAGAGAAGUGAAUUCCCCAGACCUUCGGGCAACCGUUGGAGCUGGGAAAUUGAAGGCGCUGCUCGGCUCGAAUACAAGCAGUGCCGUCCUUGGCAGCUUAUUCACUAUAACAGUGCUGGUGUUGGCUGGUUUCAUCGCCGUCUAUGUAAGGAAGUCAAAAACUGUGGACAGAGCAACUCUGAUCACAGAGUGUGAGGGCUGAGGAUACCCAGUUACAUAGAAGUCCAGAAAAACAAGACAUAUCUACAAUUGCUGUACUAUAUCCACACACAGAGCAUAUUUCUACAUUUAUAAUGGCAGUAAUCAUGCUUACUUUCUUACUUUCAACAAUCAUUUGUGAAAUGGGAAUUAGAGUGCAUCUUAUGUGUUAUGUUCUACAUCUUGAAUGGCAGCCCCCCCAAUAAGGCCCAUGUUACGAUAUCCUGCCAUUUGGAGGGCUGGACAGAUACAUCGUAGAGGCAAUACUUUUCCUCACAGUCACAAAAAUGUAUUCACAAUUCCAUUAUGAAAUCAUUAAGUACAAAUCUUGCUUGAAUAUUAAAAUAACUGAUGUCAAGUUUA
This is a messenger RNA of Gadus morhua (Atlantic cod), 2548 nucleotides long. RefSeq lists its product as uncharacterized. Lineage: Eukaryota; Metazoa; Chordata; Actinopteri; Gadiformes; Gadidae. Bases 6 to 2189 code for a protein of 727 amino acids. The record is from RefSeq and is a predicted model, not a curated record. The transcript is spliced from 13 exons.